Molecule: messenger RNA, 1255 nt
Organism: Zingiber officinale
Lineage: Eukaryota; Viridiplantae; Streptophyta; Magnoliopsida; Zingiberales; Zingiberaceae
Product: 50S ribosomal protein L21, mitochondrial-like
Exons: 5
Coding region: 113-889 (258 amino acids)
Biological process (GO): translation
Cellular component (GO): ribosome
Molecular function (GO): RNA binding; structural constituent of ribosome
Source: RefSeq, a predicted model, not a curated record
GCUACGCUAAAAUUGCAGUGUGCCAACUAAAACCCUAAGUCCCUUACUAAAGCCCGUUGAUUCCUCUCGCUUGCCUCCUUGCUGAGGCCCUGCGAGAAAAGAGAUCUCAGCCAUGGCCGGCCGAUGCCUUGGCACUCUCGCCCGGCAUGUACGGGCUCGUCUCAUCUCCACUGCUGCUCUGGAGAUCCCACAAACCUCCGUGAUCCUUCGAUCCCUCGAUCUCGCAAUCAAUCCAGGCUCACCUUUGAAUCUCCAACACGCUCCAGUGCGAGUCCGCUCUCUCAGUUUGAUUCGUGUCGCUAGCCCUCGAUUUUUUUCUUCCCGUCCAACGAAUUCUUCAGACGAGGAGGAAGAUGACGCUGAAUACGAAGAAGGAGAUGAGGAGUACGAGGAAGAGGAGACAGAACAUACAUUGGGUCCAAAAAGCAUCGGACAAAGUGGAAAAACAGAGGAAGAGAAGGUUGCAGAGGCGGCUGAGAUUGGAUAUAACGUGAUCGGCCCACUGGAUUCGUCGGAGAAUCCGUUCAAGUCAUACGAACCAUAUUUCGCUGUUGUUCAGAUUGGUUCCCAUCAGUUCAAAGUCAGCAAUGGAGAUUCCAUUUUCACUGAAAGACUCAAGUACUGUGAGGUUAACGAUAAGUUAAACUUGCACAGAGUUCUGAUGUUGGGAUCAAAAACACAAACAAUUAUUGGUAGGCCAAUGGUACCUGAAGCCAUGGUGCAUGCUGUUGUUGAAGAACAUGCUUUAGAUGCAAAAGUUAUCAUAUUCAAGAAAAAACGAAGAAAAAAUUACCGUCGAACCAAGGGCCACCGCCAGGAACUCACUAAGCUGAGGAUCACCGAUAUACAAGGCAUAGACAAAUCAGAAAUUGCUGCAACUGUUGCUUAAGUUUUUCAUAUUCAACAAUCCAAUCGCUGCCAUGCACCACUGAACAUGAAUACAUGAUGAUUGCAUUCAUGUGAACUUAGUGCUCCACCAGAACAGAAGUCGGGAAACCUCUGCCAAAAUCGUGCCCCAGAACUUUCAACGAUUCAAAAAUUUAAGUUUUUUUUUUUUGGCCUGUUUGGAAAUUGUGGUAGCUAACCUUUGCUGGGAUUUGUCUAAUUGAUCCUUUCUUGGUGAUUUCCAAAAACAUCUGCCUCAAUUUUCUGCCAUUUACUAUGUUUUCACCAUGUUCGCACAAACAAUGGUUUGCUGUUGGAACGCAUAAAUCUAAAUCUGGUGCUCAAUAAAAAAAAUUCAUAUUGUCUUAUA